Raphanus sativus (radish) is the source of this 1861-nucleotide messenger RNA. Its product is annotated as transcription repressor KAN1. NCBI's taxonomy places the organism in Eukaryota, Viridiplantae, Streptophyta, Magnoliopsida, Brassicales, Brassicaceae. Gene Ontology annotation, biological process: regulation of DNA-templated transcription; abaxial cell fate specification. Bases 383 to 1591 code for a protein of 402 amino acids. Gene Ontology annotation, molecular function: transcription cis-regulatory region binding. Gene Ontology annotation, cellular component: nucleus. The record is from RefSeq and is a predicted model, not a curated record. The transcript is spliced from 6 exons.
UCUCUCUCUCUCUCUCUCUCUCUCUCUCUCUCUCUCUCUCUCUCUCUUUGAGCAUGUUUGUUUCUUCAAGAACAUCAUAACUCAACUUCUCUCUCUUCUCCUCCUUAUAUUCCUCUUCAGACAUCCUCUUUAACUUCAUCCCUCUCGCUUUUUCUUUUCUUCUGAGAGAGAGAAAUAGAGGAAAAUAAUAUCAAGUCUUUUCUUCAGACACCCUUUUGACUUCUUUGCUCAAAGAAUCCCCUCUUAUAUAUUUUCUUCCCUUAGAGAAAAUCAUUUUAAAUUCUCAAGCAAAACUCUUAAGAGAAAAUAAAUAAAAGAAAACUCAUCACCCACCAUCAUCAGUAGCAACAACAACAGCAAGAGAGUUGUCUUAACUAUUUCCAUGGAAGGAGUUUUUCUAGAGAAACCAAAAUCAAACACAACUACUAGUACUCUCCCUGAUCUUUCUCUCAACAUCAGUCUUCCAGAUAUUACUUCCAAAGAAGAAUAUAGAAGACCAUCCCAAACCGACAACAACAGAUCAUCAAAUUUCGAACUCUCAUUGUCUCAUCACCAUAACCCUAGUUCAAAUCCAACCACAAGAAUCAUCCAUUGUCCUGAUCCAAGAAACCUAAAUUUUCCUCAUCAUCAGCAUUACAACAACCCUAUCCUUAAUGGUGGAAGUCUUCAUCAAAGAGUAGAUGAAUCGGAUAUUAAUAAUAUCCACCGUCCGAUUAGAGGCAUCCCAGUCUAUCAGAACCGUUCAUUCCCUUUCCACCAACAAACCUCUCAUUCUUCUUUACCUUCUCUUGGAGGAGGAGGAAACUUGGAUCAAAUCUCAGUAUCAAUUUCACCUUCCGGCUAUAACAACGCUUACCGAUCGUUACAAUCUUCUCCAAGGCUACGAGGUGUUCCUUUGCAUCAUCAUCAUCAUCAUCAUCAUCAUAAUCAUUAUGGAGUUGUUGGAUCUUCCGACUCUUCUUCUCCUCAUCUUCAUGGGAUGCUCAGAUCAAGAUUCUUGCCUAAGAUGCCGACAAAACGAAGCAUGAGAGCUCCGAGGAUGCGUUGGACGAGUAGCCUACACGCGCGGUUUGUUCACGCCGUUGAGCUUCUAGGCGGCCAUGAAAGAGCAACUCCAAAGUCUGUUCUUGAGCUCAUGGAUGUUAAAGACUUAACUCUAGCUCAUGUAAAGAGCCAUUUGCAGAUGUAUCGAACUGUUAAGACCACUAACAAGCCUGCUGCUUCAUCAGAUGGGUCAGGAGAAGAGGAAAUUGGCAUAAAUGGAAAUGAAGUUCGUCAUCAAUCAUCGACAGAUCAAAGGGCACAAUCUGACGAUACUUCUUCCCAUCAAGAAGUUGACUUUCCUUCCACACAACCUCGUUGGAGUAACUCUUCACGAGAGACAUGGCCAUUAAGUAGUGACUACUCAAGCGACAUAGAUACGAUGAUCAGAACGUCAUCAACAUCAGUGAUCUCUCACCAUCAAAGAUCCAUUCUUCAAAACCAGGAGCAACAGAGAUCGAAUGAGCAAACAAAGAGGUGUGGAGAUGUUAGCUGUAACAAUCCAAGUUUGGAGUUUACAUUAGGAAGGCCCGAUUGGCACGAGAAAUGACUUUCUUGAUCACAGUUCGAUUUGAAUAUAUAUUGGUUUUUGUCUCUCUCCCUCUAUAUAUAUAUUUGGAAACAUGUAUGAGUCUCUCAGCUAAGUAAGAUGAGAACACGUAGAGAGCGAAGCCGCUCAAGAGUGUUGGUUUUUGCAGAUAGAGAGUCACUAAGAAAAGAAAAAAAGGAAGAAAGAAACGUUGGAGAUUCGUCUUCUUUUUCUUCUCAAGUUCCAUUGAUGGUUUGAUUAUAAAGUGGAUGGAUGGUCAAUGUAUGAGUU